AUGCAUCAUCAUUUGAACACAAUUGCUGUGACUCUAGCGGCCAUUGGCCUUGCUGGUGCACAGAACAGCAGCUGGAAUCAUAAUCUUUUUACUUCGAGUCCACCAGUGUAUCCAAGUCCGGAAACCGCGGGCACUGGCUGGGAGGCUGCUCUGGCUCAAGCAGAAGCCUUCCUAGCUAAUCUGACCUUGGAGGAGAAAGCUGGGAUGGUUACAGGCUGUUCUGGACCUUGUGUCGGCAAUAUCGCUCCCAUUGAGCGUCUGGGUUUCGAUGGACUCUGCUUGCAGGACGGCCCUUUGGCCAUUAGACAAGCGACCUAUGCUUCAGUGUUCCCUGCUGGGUUGACUACUGCAGCCUCGUGGGACAAAGGACUUAUGUAUACCAGAGGGCUGUAUAUGGGUCAAGAAUUCAAAGGCAAGGGAGCUAAUGUUGCACUUGGACCCGUUGUUGGCCCACUUGGUCGCAAUGCUCGUGGCGGACGCAAUUGGGAAGGCUUUUCGCCCGAUCCCUUCCUCACGGGUAUUGCUGUCGAGCAGACCAUCUGGGGCAUGCAAUCUACAGGGCUUCAAGCUUGUGUCAAGCACUACAUCGGAAACGAACAAGAGACUCAACGCAAUCCAUCUAUCACCAAAAAUGGGACUACUAUUGAAGCAGUUUCUUCGAAUAUCGAUGAUCGCACCAUGCAUGAGCUUUACUCAUGGCCAUUUGCCAAUGCAGUCCGAAGUGGUGUCGCUUCGGUCAUGUGUUCUUACAACAGAGUCAAUGGCUCGUACAGCUGUGAGAACUCCAAGACUUUAAACGGUAUCCUUAAAGAAGAGUUUGGUUUCCAGGGCUACGUUAUGAGUGAUUGGGGUGGUACCCACAGCGGAGUCCCCUCAAUCAACGCAGGCCUCGACAUGGAUAUGCCUGGUACGAUCGGAUUCUUUGUAAGCGACAACAGCUACUUCGGCAGCAACAUCACCACCGCUGUCAAUAAUGGCUCCCUUUCCGAGGCUCGUCUCGAUGACAUGAUCAAGCGUAUCAUGACACCAUACUUCCACCUCAAGCAGAACACAGACUAUCCCUCCAUUGACCCUAGCGGAGCGAUAGGUGGGUUUUUCAGUGUUGAACCCACGACUGUCCAGUUCCCUCUUGGUACAGUUGCGAACGUCGAUGUCCGUGCCAACCAUGCUACAUUGAUCAGAGAACUUGGUUCUGCUGGAACUGUUCUGUUGAAGAAUGUCAACAAUGCUUUGCCAUUGAAGGCGCCGAAAAACAUCGCGGUACUAGGUAAUGACGCUGGAGAUCUGAUCAAUGGUGAAUACUUUGAUAGUUCUCCUUAUUCGCAGAAUGCAUUUGGAUUUGAGUAUGGUACGCUGCCAGUAGGAGGCGGGUCUGGCACGGGUCGCAUGUCUUACCUCGUUGAUCCGCUCACCGCUAUCAAGGCCCGAGCUGCCCAGGACGGUAGUCUUGUACAAUGGAUUCUCAACAACACUUUGCUUUCUACACCUAGUGGCCUUUCAAGCCUUGCGCCAUCGCCACCAGAUGUGUGUCUUGUCUUCCUAAAGACUUGGGCUCAGGAAGGCCUCGAUAGAAGCACGCUCCUAGCAGACUGGAACAGUACUGCGGUCGUCGAGUCAGUGACCAGUGUUUGCAAUAACACCAUCGUUGUCACUCACUCUGGCGGACUGAACGUCAUGCCUUGGGCCAAUAAUCCCAAUGUCACUGCUAUCCUAGCAGCGCAUCUUCCAGGUACUGAAAGUGGCAACUCCCUGGUCGAUAUCCUCUAUGGCGAUGUGAACCCCAGUGGUAGACUGCCUUACACUAUUGCCAAGACUCAGGAAGACUACUCCUUUGCCGACAUCACUAACAGCACUGCUUUGGCUACUACCACAAACCCAAAUGCUUGGCAAUCGGACUUCGAGGAAGGUCUAUUGAUUGACUACCGUCAUUUCGAUUACUAUAAUCAAAGCGUCCAGUACGAGUUUGGCUUUGGCCUUUCGUAUUCGACUUUCGAUAUUUCGUCCUUGAGCGUCAGCAAUGUCUACGGUGGCUCCAACAUCACCAGCACGCCUCCCCCUGCCAAGAUCAUCCCUGGUGGCAACCCUACUCUUUGGGAUGUCCUUUACCGCGCUACAGUGACUGUCUCAAACACAGGUGAUAUUGCCGGCGCUACAGUCCCUCAGCUCUAUUUGUCACUCCCUCAGAUCCCUAGCGAGGAUCCUACACCGCUGCAUGUGCUUCGUGGUUUCGAGAAGGUCAGCCUUCAACCAGGGCAAAGCACGGUAGUCAACUUCGAUCUCACCAGACGUGAUCUCAGCUACUGGAGCGUGUUCCAGCAAGAGUGGAUCAUUGCAGCAGGAGAGAUUGGAGUUUCGGUUGGCUUGAGCAGCAGAGACUUCAAGGCGACCUCUUCGUUCAGGGUUCUGUAA
Aureobasidium melanogenum CBS 110374 is the source of this 2409-nucleotide messenger RNA. RefSeq lists its product as uncharacterized. The transcript is spliced from 9 exons. Gene Ontology annotation, molecular function: beta-glucosidase activity. Bases 1 to 2409 code for a protein of 802 amino acids. Lineage: Eukaryota; Fungi; Ascomycota; Dothideomycetes; Dothideales; Saccotheciaceae. Gene Ontology annotation, biological process: glucan catabolic process. The record is from RefSeq and is a predicted model, not a curated record.